UGGUUUCAGUCUUCGCUGAUCGAUGCCGCAUAAAUUCCCUGGAAUUUGAGGGGUUAUUGUCCACCAGUUUUGAAUUAGGGCAUUUAUUAAUUUCACUGUGAAAAUCUUGGGCCGCAACUCUGCCCACAAAGAAAUGAAUGCUCAGUGAGUCGUCUAUGAGGAGUCUCUCCUCUGCUCUCAAGGUCCCACAGCAAGAGCCUUACAACUGAGUCCCAGUUUGGAUGGGUUCAGGAGUGAUCUUCAACGAUCUUUUCACUUGAUUAUUUUUCGUACUGCAAUUUUUUCUUUUCUUUACGCAGUAGUCACUUCCUUUAGGAUCCAUUCUCAAUGUCAGACUCCUCAAAUGGGAAAGGUCAUUUGCCUUUCCCAUAGCAAUCGUUGGAGAGUCAUUUGUAUCCAUGACAAUACCGGUGGUUGUCCGACUAUCUGAUUGUGCACUAAACCUGACUCUGGGAUCUCGUACAUUUUCACCACAUUGUUGCGAGUUCUCACUUGAGCAAGAAAAAUCCAAACAGAGGUGGACAAUAUGACCCAGGAUGAGUCACAUGAAGAGUAAAGAGUUUUGUGGUCAUCCAAGAAAGUAUCCUACACGACACGAAGUUGUCUUCGCGUCGUUCUGUUUCUCCAACCUUCAGUGUCAAGUAUCAGGUGUUUGUGCUACUAGAUACUGGACAUUGCUGGAAGGUUGGAGUUAAUAAUUUGAGUUCAGCAGCCUUAACCCCUUUCUCUAGGUCGCGCGAGGAAUGACAGCCAUCUGUACGUGUCUUUUCCUUCAAUUUUUUUUUUGGUAUGAGGAUCUCAAGAUUGAUUACUGUGUAAAGGAGAGCGUAUGGUUUGAAUAUCUCCGACAGCUUUCUUCAUGAUUUUGGGUGUCCAACCUGGGGACCAAAUUCUGAAUUACCGUCGGCAUGUAGACCAUCUCUGUCUCAUGUUCUUUGCCAUCGCAGGACAUCAUCCACAAGGAUCAAGUAACUCUGUAUAUCUAGAGUGAAAGAAAAUGAAACCACGAAUUGGAGCCGAAGGUGAGAAGGCCACACAACUCGCACAGGAAGGACGAGGUGUAAGAGCUAAAGAUGGCAGACCGCCAUUGCCAACUGCAAUCGGGCAGGUCAGAGACAGUUUCGCUGGAGCUAAUGAGGAUGUACCAGAAAUCUCAGACGUUGCAAGAAUUCUUCUGAAGCAACAAGUUCAGGUUCUGACAGCUAAAGUUGAAGAGAUGGAGAGGAAGGUCGCUGAAGUAACUCAAAAGAGGAAUGCUGAGCGCAAAAGCAAGGGGAAAUUAUGUACCGCUGUGAAAGACCGUGACAAAGGAACUCUCACUAGAAAGCAGCAGCCUAUGCUAGAUAUAAGCAGACGGGAUGUAUCUCGAAGCAAGCGCAUGCAAGAACUAAUGCGACAGGUUCUAAGUAUUUUGAGACAGAUAUCCUCGCAUAAGUGGGCUUGGCCUUUCAUGAAGCCCGUGGAUGUCAAGGGCUUGGGUCUACAUGACUAUUAUGAGGUCAUCGAAAAGCCAAUGGACCUGGGCACGAUAAAGAAUAAAAUGGAUGCAAAAGAUGCUUCGGGAUACCAGCAUGUUCAGGAAGUCUAUCAAGACGUGCGGCUGGUCUUCUCAAAUGCUAUGAAAUACAAUCCAGAGGGUUCUGACGUAUAUGUGAUGUCUAAAACACUGUCAGAAAAAUUUGAGGAGAAAUGGAAGACUCUUGUAGAACCGAAAUUGCACGAGGAGGUGGACAUCUUUUCUGGAAUUGUUGACCAUGACCUUCAUUUCCUGAUGGAGUCGAAAAAAUCGCAGGAAGACAAUGAAGUAAGGACGAAAGAACCAGGAGUCCAGGCCGUGGAAGAGAUAGAUACAGAAGAAUUGACUGAACAAUAUGCACUUCAGUUGGAGGAGCUUGAUAAGCAGCUAGAAGAUUUGAAGCAACAAGCAACUCCCAAGUUGAGCAGCAGGGCAAUGUCUGUAGAGGAAAGAAGGCAUCUGGGGCAGAGCUUAGGGAGAUUGCCGCCUGAUAAUUUGAGUCACGUCAUUCAAAUCAUUGCACAGAAAAACCCCUCGUUCAACAUGAACUCCGACGAAGUCGAAGUAGAUAUCGACGCCCAAGACCCUGCAACACUCUGGAGGUUGCAGCGAUACGUGCAGGCGGUAUUAAGCGGGUCGGGUGGUCGCCAGGCUACGCCGAGGAACCAGGCUGCCAAACGCAAUGGUAGCUCUCUACAUAGCAAAAGCUCCAGCAAGCGUAGCAAGAAGGUCACCGUUCCUUGAUUGGAUCCCUUAAUCCAUCGAGCGUGUCCACGCCACCUUGUUUAGUUAGGCAGCAAGGAACAGUUUUCUGCGAUGCAAUGCAGCUCAGUACCGGCUAAUACCGGCCUCCUUAUUUCAGUUAUACUGGGUGCUGGAGAGACUUUUGAGCAUGCUUCCGAUCUAUCAAUAGACUUAGCAUGCUUCCCGCACAUCAAUUUCCUUAAUAACCCAUUUGCGGAUGGGCGGAUCUAACACUGUAGAUCUAUCAUCUGGAGCAGGAAAACUUGAAGAAUGAGUAAGAUACUGCAUGGUAUGCUUGUAGCCUGUAACUUGAUAGAAGUUUUUUCACAACUGCUGUGCGUUAUCUUCCACACAAUCAUCCUCCAAUGGCCUACAAAGAGCCUUCCAACUCAAAUUUUACGCGAAAACAAAAUUUUAAAUCAGAA
Physcomitrium patens is the source of this 2685-nucleotide messenger RNA. Lineage: Eukaryota; Viridiplantae; Streptophyta; Bryopsida; Funariales; Funariaceae. The record is from RefSeq and is a predicted model, not a curated record.